This is a messenger RNA of Anastrepha ludens (Mexican fruit fly), 2850 nucleotides long. RefSeq names its product protein RER1. Lineage: Eukaryota; Metazoa; Arthropoda; Insecta; Diptera; Tephritidae. Gene Ontology annotation, biological process: protein retention in ER lumen; retrograde vesicle-mediated transport, Golgi to endoplasmic reticulum. The transcript has 4 exons. The record is from RefSeq and is a predicted model, not a curated record. Gene Ontology annotation, cellular component: Golgi membrane. Bases 647 to 1228 code for a protein of 193 amino acids.
GUUGCGGCAGUUCAACUGUCAAUUGUUUAAUGACGUGUAUUGUAAGUUGGAAAAAUUGGAAGAAAAUCUGUAAAGUUCUGAACUUAAAUCCUUAGCUCACGGCCUUAACACAGCCAUUGAUAAGGUGAAUUCUGAAGAUAUCUUCUCAAUAAUAAGAGUUCCACAGAAAUAUUAAGUUCUCUACGUGUAAAAAGCAGACGCAUUAAUAUAAUUAAAGCAAACGUCAUAGCGAAGAAGAAAAGCCAAGGAGUCGGUGUACGGGUUGUGCUCCUCUUCUAGCGGUGGGUUGUGCGAAAGAAUACGAAAAGUGUCAGGCGAGACAAAUGAAAAUGAGGAAAUAGAAGAGUUGGUGUAAAUUGCUUAUCGAAGGGCCGAAGGGGAACAAUUUGCGGAUACGCGCUGGCAAAGUGCAUACGCGACGACUGGCCGACGUUGGAAUAGUGGUGCACUUUUACUUGAGUUUUAUGUUUAUCUUUCUAUUUUAUUUUGUCUGCCGAAUAUUUUGACUUUAAAAAAUCAACUAAAAGGUUUGAGUGCCUGUUGAAAAAGAGUUAGGUUAACCAAGUGACGGCAACAUUGAAUUUCACACCAAUUAGACGACAUUAGCACAGAUAGUGGCUGCGAACGCAAACCACCAACAACAACAAUGAUGAAUGAGGACGCAGGCACGUCGUCUGGGGGUGGUGUGAAGAUGUUCUUCGUACGCCUAUCACAAAUGUACCAAUCGACGCUGGAUCGUUGGACACCACACACCAGAAUGCGUUGGGCGGGCGCGAUUAUGCUGAUAUUGCUCUUCCUGCUACGCAUCUUUAUCUACCAAGGCUGGUAUAUAGUAUGCUAUGCGCUGGGAAUAUACCAUCUAAAUCUAUUUAUUGCAUUUUUAACACCAAAAAUUGACCCAGAAUUCGAUCCUUAUGAAAAUGAUGAGGAUGGUCCCAAUUUGCCAACACGCAGUAACGAAGAGUUCCGGCCGUUCAUUCGACGCUUACCAGAAUUCAAGUUCUGGCUAUCGAUCACGAAAAGUACAAUCAUCGGUCUGAUAUGUACCUUCUUUGACUUCUUCAAUGUGCCCGUUUUCUGGCCCAUACUUGUGAUGUACUUCAUUACACUAUUCUGUAUAACGAUGAAGCGGCAAAUUAAACAUAUGAUUAAGUACAAGUAUCUGCCAUUCACCCGCAAUAAGCCGCGCUAUCAGCGUGUUGGUGAGUCACCCCCAACGACAAAGUGACAAUUAGCCGCACAGACACUGCAAAAAUCAAACGACAACCAAUCGACAACGGGUAUUACGUCGAUACAUGAGCAAAGAACAACAACUACAACAGCAACAGUAGCAGCAGCAGAAGCGACAACAACGAUUGCCUCAGCGGCAACAGCACCAUCAUUGCUAACGGCUGCGCCCUUGGCAGCUGCGUCUACUAUAACAACAACAAACAUAGCAAAACCACCGCAAAUUAUAACUAUUGAGUAAAUUCAACUAAAGUAACACUACAACAACUUUAAUUACAGAUGAAAAAUUCGAAACAGCUAAUUCACAUUUCAUUAAACACAAAUUAGUUCGCAGUAGUUCCUUAUUUUUUUUUUUGGAACGUAAAUUCAACAACACAAAACAAAAAUAAACAAAACCCGCAACAAACAACAUACGCCGAUACAACACUACACAAAUUUAUACUACACACACAGUUUAUUCAAUAUGAAUUGAACAUUUUGAAUUUCUUCAAAUAUUUACUAAUUUGCGCGCGUCAAGUUUUAUGUACAAUUUUCAACAUUUCAUUUGCUUGGCACAUUUGUUGUUAGCGUUUGUUUAAGUUUAUAUAAAAACAUAUACUUGUUGUUCUUAGCGAUGUCAACCAUUUAAAAUUCAACUAAAUUGUAUUCCACCGAUGAACCCUAUGGGUUUUCGCAAGAUCAGUAUUUUGUUGGGUUGUAAAUCGUUGAUGUUCAUUGUCGUGCAGUGUCCUGUGCAAAAUAUUUAUAUGGUAUUGUCCUACUUUGUCUUAUAACUAAGAAUAUUUUUGAUUGUAUAUUUACUAUUUCAACUUUUUAUUUUUAUGCAAUUCUAAUUUUUAUUAUCGUUUUUAGUUUAAUUUGAGCGAGUCAUUGGUCGAGACACAGCUUCAUUCAUACAAAACACUUUGUAACUGUAUCGAUUGUAUUUAAAUAACGAUCAAUAAAUCAUUUUACAAAUCGCUAAACGGAGUGACGACCUAGUAACAAGUCCGACUUUGGAACGCUGUUAAACACUGUAUAAUUUUGGGCCCCUUUAGUUUCAUUUUGGCUUAGUUCCCUACACAGUUCGGUUAUGUUUUUUCUUUAUGUAUUCUAAUUAAUCUUUAAAUGUAUACAUAUAUUAUAGUUAUUAUUAAUGAUGCAUAUGCUACAUAGAUAUGUGCAAACUUAUUUCGAACGUAAACGUAUUCUAACGUAGUGCUCAUACUUGUGUAUGUAAAUACUUCUAGAAAGCUAAGUACGCACGUGGAAGCUAAUUACAUAGAUUACCAUAAAUAUUCGAACUCUGUGUGAAUACCAAACACCGUGAGAGAAUACCUAAAUUUGUAUUUUUCUUAACAUGAAUUUCACGUGGAAAAGAACUCAAAUAUUCGAAAAAUGCGAGUAAGAUUUUCGCUUAGCAGACUCACGUUAAAAAAAAUAUAAAUUUGGUGCCUUAGAAGUAAAGGCAUUUGCAUGGAGUCCGCGCCAGGUUGCUUGUCUUUGCAAUGGUACGAACGAUUAGAUUGAUUUUAAAAUAUUUCUUCGGAACUCACAGUUGCGCGUGCAGUUUUUUCGUAUAUUAAAACUGGUUUAACUUGAAUGUAUAGUACAGAAUAAAGAUCUAUGUGUUUAUAUAAAUUA